UUUUGUGUGGUGUUAGUUAAUUUAUCUGUAUCUCAGAAUAGCAUUUACUGGCUUUUUCUCCCUUUACAUAUGUGUUAAAAAAUGUGGUUUGAUGUUUUCGAAAUAAAUAUAAAUCUGUUUCAGUGCAUGAGUUGGAGUAGGAUGGAGAAUGUAAGACAUCCCCACCCACAUUCCUGAUAGAUAUUAUUAUUGGAUACAAGGUCAUAGUUAUUCUUUCUAGUCUACCUCCAUUUAUUACCUUUGUCUUUUGCAUCCAUUCCUUCUCCAUCCACUCAAUGCUGUUUGCCUUCCCCCCUCUACUAUCACCUUUUACCACUUAAUUAACAGCUUUUCAUCGUUCACUCUCUUUCUCUCUCUUUCUCUCUCACUAUAUCUGUUUGUCGCUCUCCCCUUGUUCCUCUUUUUAAUUAGGGUUUCCUCUUUAGGAGUGCUUCAUCCAUUAGCAAUUCUGAGGCUUAUACCUCUCCUUGGCUUAGGCUACUUUGUCUCGGGAGGAAAAAAGAGAACAGCUUCCGAAGGACCUCCAACAAGGGAAAAAAGGUACUUCCCUUUUAGUUCAUCUAUUACCAAAGAAACCUACAUCAAAAACAGCUGAGUUAAUUCUUCAGCAGAAGAAAGAUUUAUAAAGAUAAAGUGUUCUUAUCUCCGCCAGUUGCAGGCAAAUGGCAUCAUCCAGCACCUACAAUUCUCCAUGUGCUGCCUGCAAAUUCUUGAGGAGGAAAUGCAUGCCAGGAUGCAUCUUUGCGCCUUACUUCCCACCCGAAGAGCCUCAGAAAUUCGCCAACGUCCACAAAAUAUUUGGUGCUAGCAAUGUGACCAAACUCCUGAACGAACUCCUCCCUCAGCAGAGGGAGGAUGCAGUGAACUCACUCGCAUAUGAAGCAGAGGCACGCGUGAGGGACCCAGUUUAUGGCUGCGUAGGAGCCAUCUCUUUCCUGCAGAGACAAGUUCAAAGGCUCCAAAAGGAGCUUGAUGCUGCAAACGCUGAUCUGCUACGCUACUCUUACACUGACAUCCCUCCAGCAUCUCUUUCUGUGCCACCAGGACUUGCUGCAUUUCAACAUGUGCCCCAAAGGCAGUUUACUGCAAGAUUUGGUAACGAAGGAACUGGGUUCUAUCGGCAAUCUACUACUACUGCUUAUUCCUUUCCUUAUGCCCUUCCUUGGACUGAUACCUCUUCGGAGGACAUCAGUGAGGGAGGAGGUGGAGGAGGUAAUUUGUGAAUUAAGAUUGCAGUAUUAACCCUUCUAGGGUUUAUACUUUUUGAGGCGUGGCCUGCAAUAUUCUGAUGGCGUGGUGAUAUUAUAUGUGUCUAUUAUGGACUCUUGGCUAUGUAGCCUUAGUUGGACUCUUCUAGCUAGGUGACUCUGAACCUCUACCGUGUCUCUUAAUUUUAUUUGUUGCCUUUUCUUUCCUAGAUGAUGACCGUGUAUUGUUUUAAACUUAUAUCCAGGGACUUAGGUAGUCUUUUCUUUAGAGUCUAAAUAAGUUGGUAGAACAUGCAUACUAAUGUAUGUGCCUACUAGACCUCUUAUUGGGUAUUGAUGCAACUCUACUAGGCAUGUGCAAUGUGAAGCGGAAUUGACAUGUUUCUCGCUCAUUAUUUGUCAUUCACAAUAAGUAUGCAUUAACAUUAGUAGGAUAUAAAGCCUAAUAACUCUACAUUCCAGCCUGUUUUCUCACUUUAAUUUUCUCUUAUUUGUGGACCACCUUUUUAAUAGGUUUUUUUUACUCUAAUUAGUAAUUAACCCAGUUUAUAUAGGUAAAGCUACUCACUAAUUCGAAUAUUGUUUUCCUCUCUUUAACUAUUCUCUUUGAGUUUACUUCACCAGCCUAGCUCUCAUAAUAAAAAU
Molecule: messenger RNA, 1853 nt
Organism: Vigna radiata var. radiata (mung bean)
Lineage: Eukaryota; Viridiplantae; Streptophyta; Magnoliopsida; Fabales; Fabaceae
Product: protein LATERAL ORGAN BOUNDARIES-like
Exons: 3
Coding region: 663-1223 (186 amino acids)
Source: RefSeq, a predicted model, not a curated record